Messenger RNA from Girardinichthys multiradiatus, 9919 nucleotides. Its product is annotated as voltage-dependent L-type calcium channel subunit beta-4-like. Bases 403 to 1911 code for a protein of 502 amino acids. The record is from RefSeq and is a predicted model, not a curated record. The transcript has 13 exons. Gene Ontology annotation, molecular function: protein binding; high voltage-gated calcium channel activity. Lineage: Eukaryota; Metazoa; Chordata; Actinopteri; Cyprinodontiformes; Goodeidae. Gene Ontology annotation, cellular component: voltage-gated calcium channel complex. Gene Ontology annotation, biological process: regulation of voltage-gated calcium channel activity; chemical synaptic transmission; calcium ion transmembrane transport.
GAAGGAUUCACAGCCCCUCUGCUGCUGCUGCCACUGCUGCCCUCUCUGCCUCUGUGUGUAGGUUUUGUAUGUGCAGACGCGUGAUAAAGAUGAAAUGCCAGGAUCGGGCUACCUCCAGGGACACCGUCUCCAUCCUAUAACGUGAGGCAGCCAGCAGCACUAGGAGAGCAGGGAGAAGCUGCAUUCGUCUAGAGAGGCGCCUCCAAAGGACCGGGCGUGAUCCAACAGGAGGGGAUAUUUAUUUUUUAAUAAUUCUCUGCUGUGGAGAGGAGGAAUUGUCGUCAUCUCCCCCACCCCAACAAUCCUUUUUUUUCUCUGGUGCUCCCUCCUUUUCUCCUCCGCCUCCACUCAGAUUUCCCCCCCUCAUUCUUCUAGAGGAGCUCGUUAGAAUAUCAAACCUCCAUGUAUGACAAUUUGUACCUGCAUGGAUUUGAAGAUUCGGAGGCGGGCUCAGCUGAUUCAUACACUAGUAGACCAUCAGACUCAGAUGUAUCUCUGGAGGAGGAGCGCGAGGUGCAGGCCCAGGUUCAGAGCCAAAGCCCAAGCCAGAGCCAAGGACCGGGACAGAGCCGUCAAGAGAGGGAGCAGCAGGCCGCCGUUCAACUGGAGAGAGCCAAGAGUAAACCUGUGGCGUUUGCUGUAAGGACCAAUGUCAGCUACUGUGGCGCCCUGGAUGAGGAUGUUCCAGUACCAGCCACAGCCAUCUCUUUUGAUGCCAAGGACUUCCUCCACAUAAAAGAGAAGUUCAACAAUGACUGGUGGAUCGGACGGUUGGUGAAAGAGGGCUGUGAGAUCGGCUUUAUUCCCAGCCCUCUGAAGCUCGAAAACAUCCGGCUCCAGCAGGAGCAAAAGAGAGGACGAGUCCAAGGUAAGUCUGGAGGAAACUCCUCUUCCAGUGUGGAGGAUGAGGUGUCAGCCUCUAUCCGACCACUCAUAUCCUCAGCAGGAAAGCAGAAACAGAAAGUGACGGAGCACGUCCCCCCAUAUGAUGUGGUUCCCUCCAUGAGGCCUGUGGUGCUGGUGGGACCCUCGCUCAAAGGUUACGAGGUCACAGACAUGAUGCAGAAAGCCUUAUUUGACUUCCUCAAGCACAGAUUUGAUGGCAGGAUAACUAUAACACGAGUCACUGCAGAUAUCUCAUUGGCCAAGAGGUCCGUUCUCAACAACCCCAGUAAGCGAGCCAUUAUUGAAAGAUCCAACACUCGCUCCAGUUUAGCUGAGGUUCAAAGCGAGAUUGAAAGGAUCUUUGAAUUGGCACGCUCCCUUCAGCUAGUUGUGCUGGAUGCUGACACCAUCAACCACCCGGCCCAGCUCCUCAAGACUUCACUGGCGCCAAUCAUAGUCCAUGUCAAAGUCUCCUCGCCAAAGGUUCUUCAGAGGUUAGUCAAGUCCAGAGGAAAGUCACAGAGCAAACACCUCAAUGUCCAGCUUGUGGCAGCAGAAAAACUGUCUCAGUGUCCACCGGAAAUGUUUGACAUCAUCCUGGAUGAAAACCAGCUUGAGGACGCCUGUGAACAUCUCGCAGAAUACCUUGAGGCCUACUGGAAAGCAACUCAUACCUCGAUGGCAACACCUCUAAACCCACUGAUGGGACGGAACCUGGGCCCCACUACGCUCACCCCUUACUCCACCAGCAUCUCCGGCCUGCAGAGCCAAAAAAUGCGACAGAGCAACCACACAGGAGACCACUCCACCGCGAAUGAGCGACGCAACCUGAUGACAUCAGACGAAAAUUACCACAAUGAACGAGCACAUAAGGGACGCAACCGCAUGUCUUCUGGCUCACAGCUCAGCCGAGAGCAGCAGGAGCCCUACCAGGACUACCAGGACCCCUAUCAGGACGCCUACAAGCCCCAUCGCAAUCGAAGUUCACCGGGCAGCUACAGCCACGAUUCCAGGCACCGGCUCUGAGCCCACUUCUGCCACUACCACACUACCAGGACCCUACAGACCCAGGUUCCACUAAAAAUAAUCCCUGCAAUAGAGCCAAGAUGGUCCCCAAAUUGUACUUUUUAUUUUCUUUUUUGUUCUGCCUGGUAAUUUUUCUCUUUGAAAGUUGAAUGGAAUACUGAUCAGGUAUUUGUUUUUAUUCAAACUGUCAAUCAAAAGCAUGAAGAAGUCAGAGGAUUCUGGAUGCCAACAAUAAUUAACACAAAUUUUCCUUUCAUUUAUAUUUCGGGGAUCUUCUUGGAUUGUACUAACACAAUGCUCAGCAGAUGUGCCGCACAGAUUUUUCUUCUUGGGUCUGUCAACAAGCUAGUUUUGGAUACUGGUCAGAAGGUGAUGUAAAGACGUUGGUGUGCCCGAAGUAUCACACCAAGUCGGAAGAACGUCCACUGCACACAGACUGCUGAAAGGCUGCUGCCCCUAUCCUGGGCCGUGUAUAAAUCCUCUCACCAUUUAGCUUAUUGCAUGCCAAUAGUUGGUCAACCUCCGCAUCCACUUAGCUAAUAUUUUGUACCUAGCAUUCUGGAUAAGGUUUAUGUCCAAUUUUCUAAAAUCACCCGGUCGUGGAUCAGCAGUUAGCAGUGGGAGUUGUGGUCCGGUGUGCAGAUAGCUUUGAAAACUGGUGCUUCACAUUCCCUACCCCCAUAUCCCUCAAAAUUGUUUGGCCAUUUGCAAGUCACUUUGAGCAAGGCCAGCUUUUCUGUAGCAUAGCUUUAGCAUCUCAUUAGGGUGAAGAGCCUCGCGGUCACAGAUGCUGACAGUGCUUGGAUCAUAACUGAGCUAUGCUUUAGAGCUUCUGCUCUGAUCAGGUAGCACAGAGAAAGCACUAUCUGUGUGUGUGUCUAUAAUCGUAAACUACAAUAUUAAACCCUACCUGAGAUGUUUUUAGUGUUGUUGUAUGAGGGUGAGACAUUCUGAAGCAAAUCAAGAUGUUUCUUUGGUUUUUAUUUUCCUAAACCUUCAGUAAAAGUACAGUAUCGUCGGCAUAUAUAGACAUUUGUUUGUGGUUAUUUUUCACAUAACUAUACACCUAUCAUUUUAUCUCUAUAAAUCUUCCUUGUAAUGGGGUUAAAACAAUGAGAAUGACCAUGUCAGGAUCAGUGGUGUUUCAUUUAUUUCAUGUGUAGCUGGCAUGAUAACCAGACUGCAGAGCAUGCUCCCUACAGAUGUACGAUAAGAAUUCCUUGGUACUCAACCAUAUCUUUUAAGUAUUUAGCAUCUCCCACUGAAAAAAAAGACAAAAUAAGGAUAGAAAAUAAAAAAACAAACUGCAGUGCAGGUGAAUAAUUUCCCAGGACCUAUGAGGUUUGCAUCUCAGCCGAUAAAAGUGGCAUACAGGACAAAUAUUUGUGGAUGUUGCGUGAUGUAAAAGUGAAGCCACCACAAUUAUAUGUUUCUGUUUAAUCGGUCCUGUAAGAAUAUUAAUUGAGGCAUCAGUUACAGCCUGAGUUUACCGAACCUCCAUAUGGUGCUGCUCUUGUUCCUGAUUAUGGUCAAUGUCCUGUUGUUCUGAUUUAUUCUACAUACCGUUUGCUUUUAAGAUAAAUUUUAUGGAAAUUAUUCAAAGGACUGCUUGAAGAGAUUUAUCCAUUUUUACAUAACAUUUUUAUGGCAAUGUGUCUAAUUUGUUGCAUUUAUUUUUUACCAGGAUGUGUAUACGGUGCCAUCAAAAGGUAUUUGCCCUCAAACAGAAUGCUUUUGUUUUAGCUUUGUCACCAUUGAGUGUUUUAGAUCAUCAAACAAAUUUAAAAAUGGAGAAAGGAAAAUGCAAUUUUCAUGUGAUAAUUUUAUUUAUUAAAGGGAGACAAACAAACCUGGCUUUUAAAGAAAAUACAAAAAUCAAGGCAAUGCAAUAGCUGGAUAAGUUUGGACCUUCUCAUCCCAGCAGGAAAAGAAAAAGACACACUUCCAGUUAAAUUCUGGUAAGAGUAUAAUCUCAGUGAUGCAACUGAUCUGUUAACAUUAUAAACUUUCCUUUUCAUGAUGAUUGACCUUGUUUGUCUUAGGUCUAUACAUAGUGAUUUCUAAAUUGUUUAGGAGUUCAAUAACAAUCAAAAACUUCAUUAAAGAGAAAAGGAUAAGUUGCAUUUAGGGAAAGACCUAUCAGGGUUUUAGAUAAGGAGUUUGGACUUUAAAGCUUAGAAGGUGGUAUCAACUGUACCACAGUUAUCUGUGGUCUGGUGUUGCAUGCAUUAUGCCUGAGGUAGAACUGCCCGAUUAAGUAAAAAACACGAUAAUCAUGAUUAUUUAACAUCAUUACUCAUUGAGUUUGGACACACAUUGCAUCUAUGGCACUUAGACAACAUUCUCCAAAGCAGAAAGUGGCAAAAAUCAUUUUAACAUAAUUUCCACAUGCCUAGGACGUGUUUUGUGAGCUUUGGAAGCCAAAGUUUAAAUUAAAAUGUGAAUCAGAUUAAUUGCACAUUCUUUAGGCUUUAUUUGGGAAGCCUUUGUACCUUAUUACUUUGUCUAUAAUUCUUCUGAUAAGCAUUUGCAUGCAGCUGGUUGAACAAAUGUAUUAGUCUGGGUAUCAUUUGCUCCAGAAUAUAUCCUUUUUGUGCACAUUUUACAGAUGUCAGGCAUGCACCUGUGCAGAAGUGGAAUGGAACCCUUAGUCAUAAAUUGAGUUCACUAGUCCAUCUAUAUCAAGUCAAAAUGUAUUGACAAUAAUGAGCCUAAGAGGACCAAUGACAACUGACUUCAGCAAUAAAAGAAUGAAGCUCGAAAAACUAUUGUUUAAACCUUAGUUUCCACCCAUUGCCAAACAGCCCGAACGUAGCAAACUCUGUAUUGUCCCCUCAUGUUCCUUAGACUGCCUCCAGAUGACAGCAGCAUGCUUUUGGUAUGUGGAUCCGAGUUUGAAAAGUAGCACCACAAAAUUUAAGUUAACAUGUGGCCAUGGUCUUAAAGGGAUAGUUAAAAGGUUAUAAAGUUAAAAGGUUAGAAGCAGUUAAUGUCUUACCUGUGGUCAAUAACUCUCUCGGCAUCUUCACUUGGCAUAAAUUCAGAUUAGCUGGAUGCUGAAGCUGAAGCUAACACUCCGAGAAGUGGGCUUCUAGCUUCUUAAAACAAAUCCAAUCUGCAAUUUAUCUGAGGGCUUCCUUGUGAACGUUUCAACUUUUGUCAUGUUGGUAUGUCAGUUACUCACACAGAAGCUGAUAAUGAUAACAGAGGAAAUGUAGGUUGUAGUGGGUGCACUGCCAAUGAUCUUCCUGUGUGAAACACAUACUAUGAUGGAACAUGUAGACAUGACAUCCAGGAAAUGGCACUCAUUAAGCUGUUGACAUUGUGUUUUCUAUCUUCCUAUGUAUGACAGUGUAUUAAAAAACGUGUCACAUGAAUGUAAAUUUGAGUAGAUUAGGGACAUUUUGAGGAACAUCAUGUUCUGAAUAAUGUGUGUAUUGGGAUCAGGGGUGUGGAAUUCAUAGUGUUCUUCUGUGUCAUGAACAGGUCCAUAACAUAUCCAUGACAUCACACUCUUGUUUGUUUCAUGUUAAAAGAUAAAUUAACCUUCUGGGAAUUAAAUUAAAAACGCUCUAUGAGUGCCCUUACGUGGACAGACUACUUUUAGUCAAAUUAUUUAGAUUCUGAAAAGGUGAAGCUGCUGGUUUCACUUUUAGUUUCAAGCAUCCAGAAUCACCACAUGAGUGAAAUGAUUGUCUGGCACAGUGAGAAAUAAAGUAAUGGUACUAUUAAGUCAUUGUGGUGAUAUUUGAGUUUAGAAAAUCUGUGGCAGCUUCGCUUAGCUGGUGAUCAAACUGUACAUGCUACAGCAUCGAAGGCAUUGUAAGCUGAUACGUGAGCAUUGUUCCUCUACGGUUUAGUGUCUUCCUAUGCCAUUGAAAUGAAAGUAAAAUAAGCAAUAUUGUGACAUGAAUAUUAGUGUUUAUAUAAACGGCAACUAGACUUCUUUUCUUGUUUCUUAAAUAUGUUUCACUUCUCAUCCAAAAGUUUUCUUCAGUUUUAAUCAUGGGCUAGAAGUAUGAGGAUUAUAAAUUAUAGUGAAACUUAUCACACAAGUAGGGUAGUUAGAUAAUAUGAGUCACUGAUCCAACCCCCCCAUUCUCCAUUGUUUGUGUCAGAUGGCUGCAAAGUUUUUACCAAUACCCAUCCUUGGUAUGUCUGGAAUAUGCAUCAACUAGAAUUGGAUGCAUUAAGAUGGAAGUGGUUUGAGGCAAAUUUGUAACAAUAGUCCACAAAGGGUAAUGUUUUUCACAUUCAUUGUAAAUGGCAUCUUUUUCUCCUCUCCUGUCUUUCCUGUGCAAAAUGUGCACAUUGCAGGAUUGUUCUGAUUUCUACACUGGAGAAACAAAACAGGUGCAACACAAACAGAUGACACAGUACAGAAGAGUUAGCACAUUGAGUCAAUGAGUCAAGAUUCACCUACAGUGCCACCUUGACAUUUCUCACAAGGCAGUUUUACAGGCAUUCACACCUUAAGAUAUGUGAUCAAAACAACUCAAGUGUUGGCACCGUUAAGUGACAUGUUUAGAUUAUGUUGGUUAUGUUUGCCAAUUGACAUUAUCCCAAACACUAAACCAAAUGAAGGGUAGGGACAAUAACUCAUGUGACCUUCAAGGUGCCAUUAGUGACCUUAAAGGCCCUAUUAGUGGGUUUGUUCUGACUACAAUUUAUAAGCUUCACACGUCCAAUCCAUGUUAAGAACUAAAAAAGCCUUUUGGAUGAGAGGUGCAACAUAUACAAGAAACGAAAGGUCCAGUUGCAACUAUUUGAGCACCUAGGAUUGGUCCAAUAUAAAAAUUAAACUGGUGCAAAAAUCAAAACUAUCCUAGCGGUAAAGGGAAGACUACCUGGAUGAUUUUUACACUGCCUUACUGUUCUAUUAGGUCUUUACUCUGAUAUGAUCUAUUCUUAGCAAAUGUUUCACUAAGGAAGAUCGUUGGAGGGUGCAUUGCUUCAAUAUACAUUUGUCAUGUAAAUGAUCAUCAGCUUCUGUGUAAAUGACUGCCCACUAUUUAAAUACUUGCAUAUUUAAACUAGACGGGGCCGAUCAUUUUUCAUAUGAAAUGUUGUCAAAGCCUGGUACAGCACUUCCUAAAUAACAUCUUAAACCAUUUUAAGAUAAUUUUAGUUUUGUUUGUGGUUUUGUCAAAUGAUAAAAUCUGACAAAACUCCAUUUUCACCAUUAUGCUGGGUACUUCUGAUAUACUGCAAUGUAAUAAAACUUUGCACAGUUUAGGUUACCAUUACCUUUAUUAACAUAGUCUGAUUUCAUUUUAUUUUGUUCCACAGAUGGUAUUCUUAGAAAGGCAUUUCGGUGCCUCUCUAUUUGUCUCUGACCAGGCCAAGAAAUUUAAGAGUAACUGAACAUUUAAGGGAUGUGCUGAUUUUCUCCCUAUCUUGAACAUCAUAUAUUUCCUCACUAAGUGAGAUUUUAAAAUCUGUAGCAAUGGUGACAAAGCCUAAGUGUGUUGAAAUCUCACUGACAACAGAGAAAAUCAGCAGUCUUAAAAUGAAAUUUUAAUCUGACUUCUGGGCUACUGCUGUCCAUGGCACUGGACAGUGACCUUAUAAUUUACAAAGAUAUUAAAUAUUAAUUUCAAGAUGGAUGCUGCACUAGAACAGUCUUACAAUUGAAUCACAUGCUUUAAUAGCUAUUAAUCAAGACUGUGUUAAGGUUUGCUGAUAACUUGAUUCUAUAUUUCACAGCACUUUAAAACCUGACCAAUGUAAGAGAUAAUAUCGAUAUAAAACAGUAUAAAAAGUGUCAGUAAUGUUAUUUAAGAAGUGCUGAAUAGCAAUGUGGUGGGUUUAGGUUUGUUAAACAAAAUUGUUUUAUUACGUUAUAUGUAUUUCAAUACAGAUAAUCUAAUGUACGAGGUACACUUUAAUGCACCAUGAGGGUAAAGCUUUGUGGCCGGGAAAAACACAUCUUAACGCUGGAGAGCAGCCAAACAGCCAUGUUUUUUUUACGGCUCAUAUAUAACUAGUGCAGACAGAACACCAUUAAAAUUAAAAACGUGUCAAACUCACCACUGCUGUCAACCUGCUAAAGGACUGCUGGUUAGAGUCGCUUCCCAACCAUCUGCUGAACGUCAAACUUCAACAUUUUCUGUAUUGUUAUGUAUUGUCCCCCUGUCAACCGCGACCAAUAACGGGACUUUAAAAGGGAAAAUUUUUCCAAAAAGUACAAACAAAGAAACUGUCCAGAAAUACUUAAAAUUUUUUCUGUUCCGUUUGUAACCAAAAGCUAAUUAGCAAAGAAAAAAGUUGCAAACUAGCAGUUGGGUUUGAAGUGAACCUUGGAAACAAGACACGUGACUCUGCCGCCCAAUAUACUUCUUAAAUGAUGUGAUUGUUGAUUUUGAUUGGCUGUUUAGACAUAAUGAUAGAUUAAAGGACAGAAUGUGGCCGUGAAAUUCGUAAGACUGUAUUUUUUUGGGCUGCACCACUUCCCUCUCCCGGUCUUGUUAAACAGAAGAUGCUCAAAAAUAGUUUAACCCGGCCACUACCGGGCCCUAUCGGUUAAGGGUUCGUUGCGCGCAAAGCAAGUAAAAUAAGAUUUAAAGUCACAUGAAUACUGUUUGCACAAACAGUUUUUUUGUUUGUUUUGUUUUUGUUUUGGAAAUUAAUAGCCUACUUUGGUCUUGACCUCAGUCAAUCUACUGCAUGUAAGAUAUUAUCUUUGCUUAUAAUCUUAAAAAAAAAAAAACUCAUUUCAAAGAUUUUGAUGUAUCCCUUUAAGUUCCUACACUACACUACACUGUAACGUAGCAGCGGCAAAAACAUGUGCUUGAGCACUUGACCACUAGAUGGCAGCAGAGGGAAGCUGUAGUGAGUGCAUCACGUCAUCAAACAAACUUUUUGGUAUAAAAAAAGUUGGUUAAGUGAUUUAUUUUUAAGGUUAAGCAGCAACACUUUAUUGGGCUUUAAUGAUAUUCAGUUUUGUUUAAACAAUUGAAUGUUUCUGGUUAUAAUGCUCUUGUAUUAUUAAGCUUAGAAUUGCCCAUUGCACAAAGAAAAAGCUGGAAAAGUAUGGUAAGCUGAAGCAUGUACAAGGGCAGAGGCUGAUUUUAUUUGCCCUAAUCUCCUUUUUACUUUUUUUUUUUGCACACCAUUGAAUGAAAAUACCGCCGCUAUAUGCAAUCAGUUUGCAUGUUAUUAAUGCAUAAUGGCAUCAAAAUCUCAUUGACUGAUUCAUUAUUAGAAAAUCCAACCAAUCAGGGUUGAGCGGGGCUCCUUGAGACAAUCAGGAGGGAUUUCCAGACCAGAGCUCUGCCGUCCCUCUCUUUGUAACACGCUUAGCGAUGGAUCAUUUAUGCCGAUUUACACUCAAAGGAAUAGAUUAUUACAAAAAUAAUGCCACACUUUUUCACAGACAUUUCUGAACAAUUUUUCGGUCUCAAACUUCUUUAUGAACUUUGCUUUUGGACAGAAACAGACAAACCUAUAGAAUACACGGGGAAGAUGUUUCCUUCAGAAAAACAAAAGACGCAAAAGAGCAACCGUCUAUUCCAGUAGAAAAGUGAUGAAGUAUGAAUAUUUCCUGGCGAUUAUUUUUAUAACAAAUAAAUGUACAUAAUGUCUCUGAGAGAUGCUAUUUGUUGUAUUCAUGUGCUAAGAUGAGACUAAAGCCACCUGGGACAACAGCGAGGUUCAGUAUACAAAGUUUCAGUAAUGUGCAAUACAAAGCGGCAUGCUGUUUUAAAAAUGAGGAACUUCAUGUAGUGUACUAUGCAACCGCAAACUGUGUACAUCGCUUCAUGCUGUGGCUUCUCCAAACCACCCUUUUCCAAGCAGCUUCAUCUGGACUAUUGAGGGAACUUUGUGUUGUUUUCUGUUUUUUUCUGUGGAAAAUGAAAACUUAAGCAGCUAAUGCGGUAUUGCAUGCUUAAUAUACCACUGAAUUUAUAAGAAAAGGGGAAAAAAAAAUACCUGAAAUCCGCAUAUUUCAUUCAAAACAAGUGACUUAAAAAUUUGGUUUUUUCCAAAAUAAAGGAGUUGUUCUGGA